Molecule: messenger RNA, 1512 nt
Organism: Zasmidium cellare ATCC 36951
Lineage: Eukaryota; Fungi; Ascomycota; Dothideomycetes; Mycosphaerellales; Mycosphaerellaceae
Exons: 2
Coding region: 1-1512 (503 amino acids)
Molecular function (GO): heme binding; oxidoreductase activity, acting on paired donors, with incorporation or reduction of molecular oxygen; monooxygenase activity
Source: RefSeq, a predicted model, not a curated record
AUGGAAUGGUCACUCUCCCAUGUUAUUCUUCUCCUAUUCUCCCUCUCCCUGGCCUACCUCCUCGCCGAGGCCAUCUACAACCUCUUCUUUCAUCCCCUCGCAUCCUUCCCCGGCCCUAAGAUCACCGCCGUCACCAAGCUCUAUGGCAUGUACUUUGACAUGGUCCAGGGCGACCACGGUGACCGCUGGAGUCGACGCAUCUACGAGCUACAUGAACAAUAUGGUCCCAUCAUCCGCAUCGAGCCCAACGAAGUCCACAUCUUGGACAGCUCCUUCUACCACAACCUCUACAACUUCGACCCCGAUCUCGAAAAGAAAGACAGCCACGUCGCAAACCUCCAACACACCCCCACGACAGCCGCACACCGCCGUCGCCGCAAAGCCUUUGACCCUUACUUCUCUCGCUCGAGCAUCCAAAAGAUCGAACCUCUGAUCAAGUCCACCAUCGACAAGCUCACCACCCAAAUCUCCCACAGCAAAGGCGUCGUCGACUUAUCGUUCUGGUUCCGCUGCAUGACCUUCGAGAUCAUCUGCGACUUCAUGCUCUCGCAGCCCUACAACCUCAUGGACGAGCCGGACAAAUCCUCCAAGAUGGUCAAGGCGAUCGUGCAGGUCUUCAAAGUCUUGAAGCCGAUCCAGCAGAUUCCUGUGGUGUCUUAUAUCAUGAACAAUCUGGAACACCUACCCAAAUGGAUGCAGAAGGCGCCGAGCGAUGAGGGACUCAUGUAUGUGAAAGUGUGGGAAGAGGGGUUAAAGCCGCGACUGAAGAAGGUGAGAGAAGGGAAGGCGGAGGCGGAGGAUGGGAGGGUCAUCUUGAUGCAAGAGUAUCUGAAGAACGAGACCCUGCCUGAGGAAGAGAAAUCGUACGAUUCGGUAAAGCAAUCGGUGCUCAUGAUGGUGGGCGCGGGCAUGGAGACGACAGGGUAUGCGUUGGGCAUGGCGAAUUACCAGCUGCUCCAACGGUCGGAUCUGCUCAAGCAAGUCAAGGAGGAGAUUGCCACUGUCUGGCCUUCCAAUCAAGAAGAAAUUCCUUCCUGGAGCACACUCGAAAGACUGCCCCUUCUGACUGCCAUCCUCAAAGAAAGCACACGACUCAGUCUCGGCGUCGCCGCUCGUCUGAUCAGAGUGAAUCGCAAACGAGCGGUCCAGUACAAAGACUGGGUCAUCCCUCCUGGUUAUCACAUCAGUAUGAACCAGGCCUUUGUAUUAUACGAUCCCGACAUAUUCAUCGAGCCGAAUAAAUUCGCCCCGGAGAGGUGGCUUCAAGGUGAGAAGAGCAAGGAGUUGGAAAAGUGGUAUGUGCCGUUUUCGAGGGGGAAUCGGAAUUGUAUUGGGGAGAGACUGGCCUGGGCGGAAAUGUACCUCACGCUCGCGGCUGUGCUGCAUCGCUUCGACAUGGAGCUCUACGAGACAGAGGAUAUAGACGUCUAUCCCGUGUAUGACCACUUCGUCCCGUUCCCAGAGCGGGAGAACGGCGUGAGAGUCACGAUCAAGUCGACUCGCGAUGCAUAG